CUGUGCCUCCCCUCGGAUACUCACUUCUCUUUCCAUAAGCCGUCUGCUCAAAGCCAGGAGACCCACGAGUGGUAGAUGCCAUUGCAGGGGAUAUAUGAUUAAGAGCUAAGAAGCAAGAAGACUUGUCAUCGAGAUGGGCAGAGUCCAGAGACCUCCACCCGGACAGCACCGGCAUUGUGAGAAAUGUUUCCAUCGACAGUGUCAGGUUCCAGUAGAGCCAAGUAUCUCCUGCCUGGUGAUUAGUUGCCGCCGGCUUUGUGGAGCAGCUUUCCACAUGUGCAAAGAGGAAGAGCAUGAGUUACUUUGUCCCCUAGAGCAGGUUCCUUGCCUCAACUCUGCUUAUGGCUGUCCUCUCUCCAUGGCCCGACAUAAAUUGGCAAAGCACCUUCAGGUGUGCCCAGCUAGUGUGGUCUGCUGCUCCAUGGAGUGGAACCGUUGGCCAAAUAUAGACUCAGAAACGAUUCUUCAUGAGAAUAUUAUGAAAGAGCCCCAUAGUGAGGAAUGUUUAGAUACAGCCCUGGCCAUCCAGGAUCAAAAGGUCCUUUUUGGCUCUCUGAAUAUGGUAGAGCUUUUCCCAGAAACCAGAGAGUUUACAGAGGAGGAAUUGGAAAUGGACACUGAUGCCAUUUUGGAGGAACAAGGAGCAGUUGGUGGGGUGGACUCUCGUUCUCUGCCAGUAAGUGGAAUGUCCCCUAAUGGUGAGAUAGUGGAACUGAGCCAGCAAGAACGAGAGGCUUUGGCAAAAGACAAAGAAGGGAUGGAUCUGGCCAGUUUUGGGAAAUGGGAAAACAUUUUCAGUAAAGAGCAUGCAGCAUCACUGUUAACAAAUUCAUCAGCAAACCCUGAGGGCAAGAGUAAUAAAGACAAAGGGAGAGAACAGAAUUCCAGUCAGGGCAAUGCUUCUGAGAAGGACAAUGGCAUGGAGAAAGAAGCCCAGGCAAACCAAGAGGAGAAGGACCCCUAUAGAAACAUGGAAACCACAGGAUUUGCCCCUUGGCAAGACGGUGUCCUGGAAAGACUGAAGGCAGCCGUGGAUGUAAAAGACUAUAAUAUGUACCUGGUGCAUAAUGGAAGGAUGCUGAUCCACUUUGGCCAGAUUCCUGCUUGUACUCCUAAAGAAAGGGACUUCGUCUAUGGCAACCUAGAGGCUCAGGAAGUCAAGACCGUUUAUACCUUCAAAGUCCCAGUGAGCUACUGUGGAAAGAGGGCCCGCCUUGGCGAUGCCAUGACGGCCAGCAGGCCAAGUGAACACAAGGCUACGGAUACCUCCGAUUUGGGGAUUGAUGUAGAAGAACUACCCAAGUCGGAUCUAAUCAAAACUACCCUUCUGUGUGCGAUGGAAAGAGAGCUGAAGGGCCAUGUAAUCUCCGAAUCAAGGAGCAUAGAUGGCCUCUUCAUGGACUUUGCAACCCAGACCUACAACUUUGAGCCAGAACAGUUUUCCUCAAGUACAGUGCUGGCGGACCUCACUUCCGAGGGUCCCCCGGGUCUCCACGUGGAACUCCAGAGCGAGUGCGUGACCAGGAGACAUAACAAGAGCAGCUCGGCUUUUACCUUUACGUGCAACAAAUUCUUUAGGAGGGACGAGUUCCCGUUGCACUUCAAGAACGUCCACUCUGAUAUUCAGUCGUGCCUCAAUGGCUGGUUCCAGCAUCGAUGUCCACUGGCCUACUUGGGGUGCACCUUUGUUCAAAGUCAUUUCCGCCCUCCGGGACAAAGAGCCAAAGUGAUCUACAGUCAGAAACUCAGGACGUUUGCCAUCAAGCCCGAGGUUGCUCCAGAACUGGGGCCCAGAGGGAACGGCCAGAGGUCGCUGACCAGCCUGCCCCUGGAGAUACUGCAGUAUAUCGCGGGCUUCUUAGAUAGCGUCAGCUUGGCUCAGCUGUCCCAGGUGUCUGUCCUCAUGAGGAACAUCUGUGCCACGCUCUUACAAGAGAGGGGGAUGGUCCUCUUGGAAUGGAAGAAAAAGACCUAUUCUCAUGGGGGCACUGGCUGGAGGGCUCACCAAAAGAUCUGGCAAUUCAGCAGCCUUUUCUCCAGAAUUAACAGCUGGCAGUUUAACGAAGUCACCUCCAUGUCAGAGCACUUGAAGACUUGCCCCUUCAACAUUGUAGAACAUAGGACAGACCCAGUUCUUCUGACCAGCAUGUGUGAGCAGCCCGAACAAGCCAGGAAGAGCCUGGUCACCACCUUCAGGCCUAGACCAUGAGGAGGAAAUCCUUGAGAAGGUGCUUCCCCACUUCUUCCUCUCUUCCCCUGUCUUCCCCCAGCCUCCUAGAAGGACAAUUGUGUUGUGAUUUUGAGGAUCAGCUUCCUGCAUCUGUGGAAUAUUGGGUUCUUAGAAGCUUCAGCCAACUCACCAAGCCUAGUAAUUCCCUGUUGUAAUUCUUUAGGUUAGCUACAUUACCUCCUUCUCCCACCACCCCUCCUCAGCUGAUUCAUUUCCUUACUGCUUAAGAAAUCGGUCUAAAAGAUAGCAAUUGGAAAAGAAAGUGGCUCAUUAGGCAAUCACGAAAUCAAGAAGAAAAUACAGACUUUAGAAGAGGAGAAAGGAAGUCAGUUACCCGAUGGACAGCCCUCCCCCAUGAACAGGGUUCAUUCAUCCGGGCAUCACAGAAAAAUUCCCAAGCUGAGUGCCCUAGAGGCAAGGCACUGCUCAGAUCCAAAAAGGAGGAGUUGGGGGACUUCAGUUACAGUCAGUGAUUUGGAGAAGGGCCCCUUUAGGCAUAGGGAAAAGGCAAAGGUCAUAAGGUAGAACGACCCCUUCCAACAGUUUUUAACUAUAAACAUUCAAGGAAAGUGUGCCGGGGACACAAAGCCAGAAAUAGUUGUCCCUGUCAUCUGGUUAGCUCAUAGUCUACAGAUUUAGUGCUUUUGAUUUCUCCCGCUUUUGUCAUUGUCAUUCCUUGAGAAAGAGAGAGAAAGAGAAAGAGAGAACAAUGAUUACAUAUAACAAAAGGUAGCUACUGGAUUAUCUGGCAUCUGAGUAGCUGUGAUUGACUUCCAAUCUGGCAUGAUUAACUCAGAACUGGAUAUCACCAUUUAGAGAAAUGGAGAAAACACGAGUUUUAUCAUUUAUAGGGGCAAGCCCUGACCGUGGAUGUAAGUCCCUUUUUCAUAAUGAUGUGUAACUUUGGGAAACCCAAUUUUCCUUAUUAUACAAUCCAAUCCAAUUGGGGCAGCUAAGUGUCUCAGUACAGCCAGGCCUAGAGAGAGGAAGUUCCUGGUUCAAAGGUGACCUCAGACCAUUUCUAGCUGUGUGAUCCUGGGCAAGUCACUUAACCCCAUUUGCCUAGCCCUUACCACUCUUUUGCCUUAGAAUGGAUAAGAAAGAAGGUAAUGGUUAAAAAAAUUUUAAAUUCAAUCCUGUAAAUAUUCCCUAAGCACAGUACAAAACAUCAUACCAGGUUUUGGAAGUAUGUAGACAAAAUGAAAAAUAAUCUUUGCCCCCACGGGACUUCUAGCCAACUGAUGGGGACCACAGUGUAUAAUAUAAGUAGUUAAAUCCACAUGUGAUCAUUUGAACAGAAAGAGAAUAUUAUAUCCCAUUGCUCUGACUGUAUUGGGGUUUUUUUGCUACAAGGUACUAUUUU
Gracilinanus agilis (Agile Gracile Mouse Opossum) is the source of this 3593-nucleotide messenger RNA. It is a transcript of the gene FBXO40, whose product is annotated as F-box protein 40. Gene Ontology annotation, molecular function: protein binding; ubiquitin protein ligase activity; zinc ion binding. NCBI's taxonomy places the organism in Eukaryota, Metazoa, Chordata, Mammalia, Didelphimorphia, Didelphidae. Bases 134 to 2209 code for a protein of 691 amino acids. Gene Ontology annotation, cellular component: cytoplasm. The transcript has 4 exons. The record is from RefSeq and is a predicted model, not a curated record.